AUGGAGAGGGUUUCUCUGUCUAAUAAGGGAAAAGGGCCAAAAGAAGAGUUCGCUGAUUUGGUGUUUUCAUGGUCUCUUGAAGAUAUUAACAAUGAGGAUCUGUACAAAAAUCGCCCAUUUGAUAUCAAGAUCUACCUUAUCUUUCUUACUGCAAAUACUGGAAGAACUGAUGAUUUUGCUGUUGUGGCUUGUGCUUACUUAAAGUACUAUGUGGGAGCUUGCUUGUACUUAUUGAUUACAUAUCUUGUUUCUCGAUUAUUUCAGAAGUAUAGUAUCAAAGCACCUACUUUAUUGGUGGAGAAGAUUCCUCUAUCAUUUAAAUCGGAGGAUAAUUAUCUUGGUUCAUAUGUCUUUCCUUUCCUGGAAGAAACACGAGCAAAACUGGCUUCCAGUAUGGAACUUUUAUACAAAGCACCUUUUGCAGAAGUGAUCUCUUUUAACGAGUGUAAGCUCCGUGGAAAAUUACUAUACGAUGUCAAGGUUGAUUACUGGAGAAACAGAACGUUGCCUGGGGAUAUUUUUGUCAUCUCAGAUAUGAAACUUGAGACUAUUUCUGAUUUACAACGGGCGGGAAGGACCUGGACUUUUGCUUCAUUCACUACCAUCACGGAGGAUGAGAAUGAAGAUGAUAGCAUAACUACUCAUUUUAGAAUCAAAGCGUCAGAAGACAUUGAAGUCAAAGAUGGGAUGUGGAAGUCCAUGUUCGUGGUUUUCUUGAUAAAUAUAACAAGCAGCGAAAGAAUAUGGAAUACGUUGCAUAUGUCUAUAAAUACGAAGAUUAUCAAGAAAAUCUUGUGCGCUGAUUCCGUGUUCUCAUAUGUUCUAUCUCAUGUUGAGGAAACAUGUGAUCGUUGUUAUGAACAUAACAAUAGCCAAUUAGCUGAAAGAUUCAGUACAAGACUUUUGUCUAAGCUGAAUGAAUCUCAAACUGAGGCAAUCAUGGAUUCUCUCCAAAAAAUGGGAUGUAGCCACAAGACUUCCGUGAAACUUAUAUGGGGCCCACCUGGAACAGGGAAAACUAUGACUGUCAGUACGAUGCUGUUUAGCCUCCUAAGACUGAACCACAGGAUCCUUACUUGUGCCCCAACAAAUGUGGCAAUAAAGGAAGUAGCCUCUCCGGUGCUAAAGAUGGUUAAAGAAUCAUUUAAAGCUGACUCUGCAAGGGAUUCUUUGUUUUGUUCAUUGGGGGAUAUUUUAUUAUUUGGGAAUGAGGACCAGCUGAAAAUUGGAUCAGACAUUGAGGAGAUCUAUCUGGAAUAUCAUGUUAAAAGACUUGUAGAGUGCUUAGGACCAUUGACCGGUUGGAAGCAUUGUUUAAAUUCCAUGAUAGAUUUUCUUGAAGAUUGUGUUUCUCACUACCAUAUUUUUGUUGAAAAUGAAUUGUUCAAGACAAAAAAACUCUGCGAAGAAGGUGAACCUACCGAGGUGGAAUUCAAAUCAUUUCUUGGGUUUGCAAGAGACCGAUUCAAAUCUACUGCAUCACCACUCAGGAGAUGCUUAUUUAAAUUCUAUACCAAUUUACCAAAGCGUUACAUUCUGGAACAUAAUUUUCAAAACAUGGUAUCUCUUAUUAAUUUACUUAAUUCAUUGGAAAUGUUGUUGUUUCAAGCAAAUAUGGUUUCUGAAGAAUUAGAGGAGCUUCUUUCACAUCAGGAAACAGUUGAAGACACUUCUGAGGCUCUUGUGGAGACGUCCUUACUGCUGCUGUGCAUGAGACAAAGCAAGUGUCUUUGUGUUUUGAGAACUCUUCGGCUUUCUCUUGAGGAACUUAACCUUCCAAGUGUUUUGAACAGAGAUUCAAUAAUGGAAUUUUGUUUUCAAACAGCUUCUUUAAUUUUCUGCACUACUUCCAUUUCAUAUAAGCUUCAUUAG
Molecule: messenger RNA, 1872 nt
Organism: Cornus florida
Lineage: Eukaryota; Viridiplantae; Streptophyta; Magnoliopsida; Cornales; Cornaceae
Exons: 5
Coding region: 1-1872 (623 amino acids)
Molecular function (GO): helicase activity
Source: RefSeq, a predicted model, not a curated record